Lotus japonicus is the source of this 1014-nucleotide messenger RNA. RefSeq lists its product as uncharacterized. The record is from RefSeq and is a predicted model, not a curated record. Bases 1 to 1014 code for a protein of 337 amino acids. NCBI's taxonomy places the organism in Eukaryota, Viridiplantae, Streptophyta, Magnoliopsida, Fabales, Fabaceae. The transcript has a single exon.
AUGGUGAUCUGUGCCGCUUCCGAUGCUGUAAAGUGCAGGAUGUUUCCGGCUACGUUUAAAGGCACUGCCAUGGCAUGGUUCACAACACUGCCCCGAGGAUCAAUCACGAAUUUCCGUGACUUCUCAUCUAAGUUUCUAGUCCAGUUCUCGGCAAGCAAGACCAAACAAGUGACGAUCGAGGAUUUAUACAAUGUGCGCCAGUCCGAAAGCGAGACUCUGAAGCAGUACGUGAAACGGUUUUGCGCCGCGUCGGUAAAAAUUGAGGGGUCAGAGCCAAAUGCCUGUGCCUUCAAGAACGGUUUGCAACCUGGGAAGCUAAAUAGCAAGUUGAGUCGCAAGCCGGCCCGAUCAAUGGCUGAGAUUCGGGCGAGAGCAAACACCUACAUACUCGAUGAGGAGGAUGAUGCUUUUAAGCGAAGGCGCGCGAAGGUAGAGAAAGAUGGCGAUCAGAGGGAUGCAUCGACGAUCAGAGGGAUGCAUCGCCAGAAGACAAGCCGAGCAAAGAGAAAGCGGAAGGGAGCAAGAGACGAGACAGAAAGGUGCGUACGAGUGAAAAAGUGCCGAGAGAACCAUUGUAUCCCAAAAAGGAGAAUUUUGAGCGCUGCCGACUCUCGUCGGCGAGAGGAGUCAGGGAAAAGUUUGAGUGCGCAUCCGACGGAGCUGCUGCGUGAGGUUAAGGCGACACACGCAGUUGAGGAAGGCAAGAAGGAGGCAGGCUCGCCCCGGGCAGCGUUAGAUAAGACAAAAUGGUGCGAGUACCACCGCUCGGCAGGACAUGACACUGGGGACUGCUUUACUCUAAAGAAUGAAAUUGAGAGGCUCAUCCGAGCAGGGCGAUCACAGCUGGGUGACCGUGGUGAUCGCUGGAGCGGGGAGCGACAACGAGGAAACCGGUAUAAUGGGUCCCGCCAGCAGGAUGAUCGUAGACGGGAAGAUCGCCAUCGUACCCCAAGCGCUGACAAAAAGGAAACACUGGCCACACGGAAAAAAGGGGGCGAAGGAAACCUUCAAUAA